This is a messenger RNA of Ochotona princeps (American pika), 1313 nucleotides long. RefSeq names its product WD repeat domain 82 (gene WDR82). Gene Ontology annotation, cellular component: Set1C/COMPASS complex. Lineage: Eukaryota; Metazoa; Chordata; Mammalia; Lagomorpha; Ochotonidae. The transcript is spliced from 9 exons. Gene Ontology annotation, molecular function: chromatin binding; protein binding. The record is from RefSeq and is a predicted model, not a curated record. Bases 317 to 1258 code for a protein of 313 amino acids.
UCCCCCCCACCCUUCCUCACCUCAUCCUCGGCUCCUUCUGCGGGUCGCCUCAAGAUGGCGGACACAAUGAGCCGGCGUCGCGCCGGUUGUCCCUGAGGCGACAGCGAGAGGGGGAACGGUCCGCGAGGGCCCACGAUCUAGGCAGCAAAACCGUGCCUGAGCAGGAAGAGGAGGAGGAAGAGCCAGAGGCAGGCCGCUAGCCGGCCGCCAGCGCGGCGCCCGCCCCGCCCGGGUCGGCUCCUGACGAGCCCGCCCGCCCGCUCGCCGCCGGCCCCGCCCCGGCCCUGCGCCGCCGCGGCUUCCAGCAGCCGCCGCCAUGAAGCUCACCGACAGCGUGCUGCGGAGCUUCCGCGUCGCCAAGGUGUUCCGCGAGAACUCGGACAAGAUUAACUGCUUUGACUUCAGCCCCAACGGCGAGACGGUGAUCUCGAGCAGCGACGACGACUCCAUCGUGCUGUAUGACUGCCAGGAGGGCAAACCAAAGAGAACCUUAUACAGUAAGAAGUAUGGUGUGGAUCUCAUCAGAUACACUCAUGCAGCAAAUACUGUUGUUUACAGCUCAAACAAAAUAGAUGAUACUAUUCGUUACCUGUCCUUACAUGACAACAAAUACAUCAGAUACUUUCCUGGACAUAGCAAAAGAGUGGUAGCUUUGUCUAUGUCACCUGUGGAUGAUACUUUCAUUUCCGGGUCUCUUGAUAAGACUAUUCGGCUUUGGGAUCUCCGGUCUCCUAACUGCCAGGGCCUCAUGCAUCUACAAGGCAAGCCAGUUUGUUCUUUUGAUCCAGAAGGGCUAAUUUUUGCAGCAGGUGUCAACUCUGAAAUGGUUAAACUUUAUGACCUUCGUUCUUUUGAUAAGGGGCCGUUCGCAACUUUUAAGAUGCAAUACGAUCGGACUUGUGAAUGGACGGGACUUAAGUUCAGCAAUGAUGGCAAGCUCAUUCUCAUCUCCACCAACGGCAGCUUCAUCCGUCUCAUUGAUGCAUUCAAGGGAGUGGUGAUGCACACGUUUGGGGGUUAUGCCAACAGCAAAGCUGUCACCCUGGAGGCUUCAUUUACUCCUGACUCUCAGUUUAUUAUGAUUGGUUCAGAGGAUGGCAAGAUUCAUGUUUGGAAUGGAGAGAGUGGUAUAAAAGUAGCUGUGUUGGAUGGUAAACACACAGGCCCCAUUACCUGUUUGCAGUUCAACCCCAAGUUCAUGACCUUUGCCAGCGCAUGUUCCAACAUGGCUUUCUGGUUGCCAACCAUUGAUGACUGAUCCUGAUGCAGCGUGGCUCUUUCUGUACAGUGAUGGUGACCAGCAGGAAUUAAAA